AGAAGAGAAAAUGCCAAAAGAAGAAGCCAAGAGAAGAAGAAGACGCAAGCUGUAAAUCUCUACAUAGUGAAAAAUCGCGUUUUCUAUACAAUUUAACUGCAAAAAAUAUUAAAUUUUCUGUAAAAAGAAAAUUACUUGGCUAGCAAUAUAAGGGAGGUAAUUCUCAUCAAAACGAAAUAACUUUAAGUUAGUAGUUGCGAAACAUUUUUUAAACUAAAGGGACAAACAAAUAUAUAAAUAAGCGCAAUGGCUGAUGUUGUAAAUGAGCCUGAACCUGAAGCUGAGUACUCCGUGGAACGAAUUGAAGAUAAACGCAUUAUAAAUGGCAAGACUGAAUAUUAUCUGAAGUGGAAGGGAUAUCCACGCAGUGAAAACACAUGGGAGCCGGUGGAAAACCUUGAUUGUCCUGAUUUAAUUGCAGCCUAUGAAGAAUCAAUAAAACCUAAAAAAGCGGAAGCCAAGAAACGACCUACGACGGCACCCAACAACGAAGCCAAGACUAAAAGAAAGGCAGCUGAAGAUGAGAAGGACACCAGAAAGACGGUGGGUUUUGAUCGUGGUCUAGAACCAUCAAAAAUCUUGGGUGCUACCGAUUCUUCGGGUGAACUUAUGUUCCUGAUGAAAUGGAAGGGUAGCGAUGAAGCUGAUUUGGUACCCGCUAAACAGGCCAAUGUCAGAUGCCCCCAGGUUGUCAUACAGUUCUAUGAAGAGCGACUAACUUGGCAUACGCCCUCUGCCGAUGAGGAUAAAACUAUUACUGCCAGCAAGGAGAAUGCAGCCGCUGAUUAGAUUUAUGCUCAAAACCUUUAUCCAGCGAAGCGCAACUCCCGUAAUUUAGUUUUUUAAGAUUCGUUAUAAGUGCAACAACAAUGACUUGGAGUACUAACACCACAAAAAUAAACAGCAGUGACCAUUAAAUUCACCACAACAACAAAAUAACAAAUUAAAACAAAUUUGAAUUUUUAAUUUUUUUUUUUAAUACUUAAUUUUAAUUACUAGUACUGAGUAUUUCAUUUUCCUUAACAUUUUAAAUGGGUUUUUUUAUACUUACAUUCAUACUUAUUGUUUUUUGAUCGAUUAAAAAUAUUUUGCAAUCAUUAUGUUGGCAUAUAAAAGAAGGAAAUAAAAUUUAAAUGAACAAGUCAAGACAUGGACAUACUAUAGAUUUGUCGCUUCUGUAAAUGAUUAAAUCUAAGUAAUAAUAUUUCUUCAAGCUAUUUCUCUUUUUGUGUAUUUCCCAAAACAUGAAUAAAAUUAAACAAAACAUA
Molecule: messenger RNA, 1268 nt
Organism: Calliphora vicina (urban bluebottle blowfly)
Lineage: Eukaryota; Metazoa; Arthropoda; Insecta; Diptera; Calliphoridae
Product: chromobox protein homolog 1-like
Exons: 4
Coding region: 247-789 (180 amino acids)
Biological process (GO): negative regulation of transcription by RNA polymerase II; chromatin organization
Cellular component (GO): pericentric heterochromatin; nucleus
Molecular function (GO): chromatin binding
Source: RefSeq, a predicted model, not a curated record